This is a messenger RNA of Vidua macroura (Pin-tailed whydah), 1357 nucleotides long. RefSeq names its product ISL LIM homeobox 1 (gene ISL1). The transcript has 6 exons. Gene Ontology annotation, biological process: neuron fate specification; positive regulation of transcription by RNA polymerase II; axonogenesis. The record is from RefSeq and is a predicted model, not a curated record. Gene Ontology annotation, molecular function: DNA-binding transcription factor activity, RNA polymerase II-specific; cis-regulatory region sequence-specific DNA binding. Gene Ontology annotation, cellular component: nucleus. NCBI's taxonomy places the organism in Eukaryota, Metazoa, Chordata, Aves, Passeriformes, Viduidae. Bases 1 to 1050 code for a protein of 349 amino acids.
AUGGGAGACAUGGGAGACCCACCAAAAAAAAAACGUCUGAUUUCCCUAUGUGUUGGUUGCGGCAAUCAAAUUCACGAUCAGUAUAUUCUGAGGGUUUCUCCGGAUUUGGAAUGGCAUGCGGCGUGUUUGAAGUGUGCAGAGUGUAAUCAGUAUUUGGACGAGACCUGUACGUGCUUUGUUAGGGAUGGCAAAACCUACUGUAAAAGAGAUUAUAUCAGGUUAUACGGCAUCAAGUGCGCCAAAUGCAGCAUCGGCUUCAGCAAGAAUGACUUCGUGAUGCGCGCCCGCGCCAAGGUGUACCACAUCGAAUGUUUUCGCUGCGUGGCCUGCAGCCGCCAGCUCAUCCCCGGCGAUGAAUUCGCACUGCGGGAGGACGGCCUCUUCUGCCGGGCGGACCACGACGUGGUGGAGAGGGCCAGCCUGGGCGGCGGGGACCCUCUCAGCCCCCUGCAUCCCGCUCGGCCGCUGCAGAUGGCAGCAGAACCUAUCUCUGCCAGACAGCCAGCUCUGCGGCCCCACGUCCACAAGCAGCCCGAGAAGACAACCCGAGUCCGGACUGUUCUUAAUGAAAAACAGCUUCACACCUUGAGGACCUGCUACGCUGCCAACCCCAGACCUGACGCCCUCAUGAAAGAGCAACUGGUAGAAAUGACUGGCCUCAGCCCGAGGGUCAUCAGGGUUUGGUUUCAAAACAAGCGAUGCAAGGACAAAAAAAGGAGCAUUAUGAUGAAGCAACUUCAGCAGCAGCAACCCAAUGACAAAACUAAUAUCCAGGGGAUGACAGGAACUCCAAUGGUGGCUGCUAGUCCGGAAAGACAUGACGGCGGUUUGCAGGCGAACCCCGUGGAGGUGCAGAGUUACCAGCCUCCCUGGAAAGUACUGAGUGACUUCGCAUUGCAGAGUGACAUAGACCAACCUGCUUUUCAGCAACUAGUUAAUUUUUCAGAAGGAGGACCUGGUUCCAAUUCUACUGGAAGUGAAGUAGCAUCAAUGUCCUCUCAGCUGCCAGAUACACCCAACAGCAUGGUAGCCAGUCCUAUUGAGGCAUGAAGAACAUUCAUUCAAAUAUCUGUUGUUGUUGUUUCUGCCCUUACCCUCACCCCUGUUGAAGAGAGUGAGAAAAUGAACGUGUUGGGACUUCGAAAUUUAGGGGGAAAGAAUACUUAACAACCCUGUAAUGAACCUAGCAAGGAACUGCUCCAUGGGAUGAAUGGAGUCAUAUUUGAAAAGACAAGGUAAUAUGGUAGCAACACUGUGAAGACAAUCAUGGGAUCUUACUAGAAAAAAAUACUUAAAAGAACCACAAACCCCGCGCUUUUCAAUGAUCAGAGGAGUACUGAAAAGACGUUUUCCAAAU